CCGCCCUCGCACUCUGCUCGCGUCGCUUAACUUCCGAACUUCCGAAGCUCGCGCAGAGUUCUCGGAAACUUUAUCCGUGGAUCAACUUGCGAGUUUCACGCAAAAGCGUUGACACUUGCCGACUUAUGGCUUUGGAACUAAUCUCGAUAAAUGAGAACGAGUUGUAAGAAGAUUUUGAUGUGAAAAGUUAGAACCAGUUGCACUUGCAUUGCGUGCAGGAGCCUGCUUACUAAUAUCAACUUUUGUUAUGUGAGUGGAGUGCGCGUGUACUUUAACGUGUUACAGUGAUAUCUGGCGGUGAAUUGGAAACAUUUAAAUAAUUAUGCAGUAUUCUAUUUAUAUUAAGUAACAGACAACGCAGUGGAUAGUGUAAGCGCGUUAGUGAUGUGACUGCCAGUGUGAACUGGAUGUAGUGCGGUGAUGCUAGUGAUGCUGGGCCCACGCGUGGUGACAGUGUAGUGAGCGACGGCGGCGGCGGCGAGUGAUGCAGUGAGCGGCUCACAGCGCCGACAUGGCGGACGACAACACCAUCAUAGAGGGCACCGUUAAGUUCAGGGAUGGGAAAAAGUGGAAGUCCCGGUGGUGCGUGAUGCGCAAGCUGUCGCCAGUAGCAGAUUGUGUGCAUCUGCAACUGUAUCGCGACUCGAAGGCGCGAUGGGGCGGCGCCACCACGAAGGCUUCGCUGUCCUUGCAGCAGUACCUUGGCUGUGAGAGUGGCUUUACACUGGACAAGCAUUCCAAUACGUUGGCACUCGUGUGUCGAGACCUAGUAGCUAUACUCGCGUUCGAGACAAGAGAACGACUCAUACAGUGGCAGGUAAAAGUGAGCGGCCAUCUGGGAGAACCUCGCCACUACUUGGUAUUAGUGGGAGGUGGAGGUAGUGGUGGUGGAAAGCGCCUCCCACCAGGACCUGCUCGACUACACUUGCACGAGAGAAGGUUUGCGCUCACCGCUGGAGUACCACCGCGGUUACUUGGGAUCUGGGAGUUAGCGCAUCUCAGGCGAUUUGGUGUGGUGGAAGGUCGCUUUUGCUUCGAAGGAGGUUCCCACUGCGGUAAAGGCGAAGGGUUGCAUGUGCUUAUCAGCGAUCAAGCUCGGGAAAUAGCUCAUGACUUCAACUUGGCAUCACAGGGUCGUUUGUCACCAAAAAGGCGACCCUUAGUUGCGAAGAAAAGUGAAGGUGCAGAAAGUCCUAAAUCACAUAAAACUUAUCGACCUGAUACGAGACUUUCAGAAUUGCAAACUGUGGAUCAUUCUGUACAGUCAAUGGAUCGUCUUUAUGAAGAUCCGUGUAUAGGUGAAGAAGCUGGAGCAAUAUCACCGUAUUGGCCAUCAACAGAAAGAACUCAUUUCCAAGACAUGGGACUGGGUGAUACCGCUUCGGUGAAUGAGGCGGUGGAGGGCACUGAUACAACUCCAUGGAAUAUGACCGGGAACGUCACGUUGGAACGUUGUAUGAGUUGCAUCUCAAAACUUGGUGCCUUGUCAAGGUCAUCCACUGCAGCGUUGACGCCUGGUGCUAAACAUUUUAAUCCUGCGUGGACAAUGGAAGCAGUAAACGAAACACCCCAUGUAGAAACUGUGGCCGUUGAAAUCCCACAAAGUUGUGAUGAGUACUCUAAUAUAAUUAAUAAGACUGAGGAAUUAUGUCAUUGUGAUGUGCCGCCCCAUAGACCUCCAAAGCCUACUAGAUUAGAUCUCAACCUUAACAAAAAGCCACCGAUGCCCCUACCUUUACAAACUUGUAGUUGCUCUCAUGUUGUUUGCAUUGAAGAAAGUAAAUCGUCUAAAAUAGGACCUUAUGAAAAUUAUGAUGUGCCAAAAGUUCCUUCAGCAGAGGUUGAAGGAGAAUACUACGAUACACCAAAGAGACUCAAAGAAUGUCUUAAUAGUGACCUUUUCAAAAUAACAAAAAAUUCUACUACAAACACACUUAUAUUAAAAAAACCUUGUGGAUGUUUACUAAAAUUCGGAAAAAGGCCAAAAGAACCUACUAUUAUAGAUGCAGAUGAAACAUUACAACCAACUUCCAAUUGUGCUUGUCAAAGGGUUACCGACUGGGCAAAUAAUUGGAUUAAAAUCCCUUACUGUAGGAAAAAUACCACUUCAACAGAUAACUUAACUCCAAACAAAGAAAAUUUAAGACCACCUCCUAGUGACCGCAGUGCACUCUAUGCAACAAUUGAUCUUUCUCGUAAGACAAAAAGAAAAUUACGGCCUAGUAUUUCUCAUGAUGAAAUUACGUCUGAAUAUUAUUUUAAAAGUACUGAUACGAGGAAAAUAGAAAUUGACGAAGGUCCAUUAGCCAAUUAUGAAAAUUUAAGUUUUGCUUUAUCAUUAGAACAUUAUGAAAAUGCCAAAGAUCUUUUAAGAAAAGCUGGCAUUACACAAUCGGAAUUAAAUGCUAUAACUACAAAUUUAAAGCCAAUCGCGUAUAAAGUAGUAAAUGGAAAAAAUGUUUGCACAAAGUGCGGUCAUCCUCAAAUGAAAUGUGAUAAUAAUGACAAUCGCGAAGCGAAUAUUGCUAAUGUAGGCGACGAUUAUCUAAUGAUGGAACCCAAUACAAGAGAAAGUAAUAAAAUUGAGCAAAAUAAGCAUUUGCCUGCUGGAUACACACCAAUGUCACCAAUAGGAGGUUUUGCUUUUCACACAAUGAAACAUUCUUCAAAGAGUCCCAUUAAUAGGUUAUUAGAAGAAAAAUCUGCAAGCAAUCCGACGCUUUGUGGAUCCGAAGAAGAUCGACCAACGAUUACUGAUGAUCCUAAUAAAAGCACAGCACGAACAUCUGUCGAACGUGUAGAUAAAAUAGAAUACAGGAAGCGUUCAAGUUCUGCAGAUUCAUCUCGAUUUCUUGAAGACGUGAAAGAGUUUGAAGGUAGUGUUGGAAGUCAUGGAUCAACAUCCUCAAUAGAAACGUUGCGAAAUAUAGCUCUUGAAACUGACCGUGUUUCAACUUCAUGUGAAUGCGCAGCAGAAAAUAAACACUCGGAUGCAGACAGUUCGGAAGCAUCGAAGGGCACUCGAGGGCGAGGUGUGGUACUAUCAAAACGAUCGUCAUCGGUGCCUGGAAAGGCAGGUGGUAAUCGCGAUUCGUCAAGUUCGAAUGAUUCUGGUGUAUCAAGUUGUUCAUUGCGGCCGGGAGGAGAGCUAGCAGAAUUCGAGCUGCCGCUAACGACGGCAGCUACGCGCCGGCAUUACAGGAGUGCACGGCGUGCGGCUGGUGCACUGCACAUAUCAUUGCCACGUCGUUCCAAGUCUACUGAUCCGCUACAGGCCGGUGGUACACAGUCACUCCGCAUACCGGCUAAAUCUUCUUCUGCGGAAGCGGAAGUGCCCGUGUUAUCUAUAAAACCACUUCGAGGUGUAGUGGAUACACACAGCACGUCGAGUGGCACCUCAGACAUGUCGGACUAUAUCGAGACUCUCUCCAUCUGCUCCUCACACUCCUCGACGGAUACGCCUAUCACCAUGCGGGUGGUGCGGCAAACGACGAGCACGCUGCGGCCUCGCUCUGGCAAGGAGUACCACAACCUCGACCCGCGGCUCACUUCGGUGUACCGCGCGCCGCUCUCACACCCGGCCCAGUCCACGCCCUCCACUCGUCACUACUCUACUCAGCAAUAGUCGUUUUUCAAUCGCGAUUAGUUUAUGAUUACAAAAAGUUUAGUUACCAAAUGUUUUCGUUGUAAAAAUGAGACGAGAACGUAGCAAUAUUAUCUAUAUGCUAUUGUCCUGGAAACCAGGCGAGUUCUAGUAUAUACAAAAUAAUGAUUUUAUAUAGCGAGGUUAUUUAUAUCUAGUCAUCGACCUAUACAGUGUUAUUUUCAAAAGUACUCUAUCUGUUUUGAUCUGUAUUGACAGUUUUACGUGCAAAUCUCUCGGUUCUUGCCGUUGUGGGCGAGCGACGAGGCGAUCAGCGUUACCUACUGUUCGUUUCUCCCGUAUUAGAUGUAAUCCGUCCAUGAGCACACCCAAAGCAUCGCAAACAGCGACCGAUCCCUAGUCCGUGUCUCCGACACAAUUUUUAAUUGCAAUUGCUUCUCAAUGUACUUUCAUCAAUCAAUUAAUUUAUUUUAUUAGAAUGUUGAAAUUUGUAUAAAAUGUAAAUGAAUUUUUACUAUUUUCUUACUUAUUGUAGGCGUUUAUGAGAAUAUUGUAUAAUACUGUCCGUAUUUGGAACGAAUGUGCCCGUCACAAGUAGAACUUAAUAGAACAAUCCAAUUAUGUACCUCUAUUAGACGAUUAUAGAAACUAUACGAAUUAUAUGACAGGUGAAAUAAAAAGAUAACGAUGUGUAUUACAUUACUAGCGUAAGGUGCAGCCAAGUAUUGCAUUCACUUCAAAAGUUUGCUAAUGAAAUAUUUAAUUGAACUUGAAAAAAAAAAGACUAUUUCGUAUAAAUAAUGAAUUUCCUCAACAUAGGAUCAACAGAUCCCAAUCAUUGUUCACUCGACAGUACGCGCUUGUUGUCCGUAGUUUCUAUAAUAGAGUUGUACCAGAGUGGGAUUUUACUAUCUGUCAAAUAUAUAGGAUCACAGCGAGAUCAAUGUAUCUUUUUAUGUAGCUAUUAAUAUAUAAUAUCUUGUGUAGUUAUAGUAUAUAAAUGGAAUCGGGUGAUAAAGUCAUAGACUGUUUUCUUUACUCCUCUAAUACAGUUCAUUUUUGAUAUAGUAAUAUUUUAAGUAUUUAUUUUCAUAUAUAAUUUUUUCAUCGAUUCAAAAGUUUCAUCACAAGUUUAUGAUAUUAUAUAUAAAUACAUCAAUUUAGUUUAUUUCCGUAAUUCUUCACUCACAUUAAUGCAUCGCCUACUCGUACCUAUUUCCUGUUUGCCCAAUGGCUAACGGGUAGAGAACACGAUCCGGUGUUAAGACAAAUUUUAUAUAAAUAAAUAACAUUUCACAUUUUCUCUUUAUUUAAUACUAAAAUAUACGUGUGAUCAUAUAUAUUUGACAGUAUAAUAAAUCCCUAGACCGGCCUCAGCUUAGUAUCCCUAGGUACCAAUAAUAAUUUAUAGUAUAUCCAUAAAUUAAUGGAAACAAUUGCUUUUAUUUAUGACCAAAAACUUAGGAGUAUUUAUUUGCAUGAAAUGUAGAGUUUAUAAUGUUAUCUUAUACAUAUAGAAUUGAAAUGAACUUUGAUUUCAAACUUUUAUCCUGCGUUAAUUAUAAAUAUUGCCGUCGUUUUAUAAUAAUGUAUAAAUAUAAUAAAUAAUUAUAUAAUAAUAACUGAUACAUUAAGUGCUAUAUUUUAAGGUCAGAUACAUACAAUCCAUUAUUCAUAACAAUACAAUGUAUAUAUAAACAAUUACCGAUGUAAAUUUUUAUGAUUAUAUUAGAUAUAUGAAAAGAAUACGCGAUUAUAGUAUGUAUCGUCUACAACGACUCUGUCUCCACUCUGUUGCGGUGAUAUUAAUAUUUUGAUAUUCGAAGUUUAUCUCAAUUAAAAUUCUGAGUUGUCGACUCUACGUGUGCGACUUGCGAUAGUUGAGUAGUUGCUGUUACGAAUCUCACUACAUAGCAAUAAGCAGUGCAACUAAAAGUGAUCCAUUGUGUAAUGUAAAUAAGAAUUAUAAUUGUACGUGCUAGGUUGUUAGGGGGGUAAUGGUGCGUUUGCGAGGCUCCGCUCUCGCGCCUCGCGACACGCGGCGCGCGCUCGUACAACACGGGCGGUAUGCCAAGUUGUAAUUCUGUAGGAUCCACGCAACUGAACAACUUGCCCCAAAGAAGCAUAGUCGAAAUCUCAAUAUAUCUUUCUUACUAAAUACAUCAGACGAGUGUGCAAUUAGUAUGAAAAUUUAAAAGAUUAUUUGAAGAAUUCGACUGAAUUUCCCGGCGAUUAUUUAGUUUCGUGGAUAUUAUCACUGGGUUUCAGCUCAGUGUACCCGCUAUGAUUGUUCCUGUAUAUUGUGUGUUAUUUCGUAUUCCACGAUAAUCUCCACCGUGAGACAGCGCCGCGUGAGGCGCGAGACGCGAGCCCGCAGCGGAUUCGACAGGCCCGAAGACUGGAUUUGUAAGCAGGUUGUUUAGACAUUACGCUAGCGAAUGAAUUUAUAUAAACUAACGUUAAACUUGAAUUUCUGAAUAAAAAACAUGAAU
Messenger RNA from Galleria mellonella (greater wax moth), 6096 nucleotides. RefSeq lists its product as uncharacterized. Lineage: Eukaryota; Metazoa; Arthropoda; Insecta; Lepidoptera; Pyralidae. Gene Ontology annotation, biological process: positive regulation of protein tyrosine kinase activity; neuromuscular junction development. The record is from RefSeq and is a predicted model, not a curated record. The coding region runs from base 512 to 3625 and encodes 1037 amino acids. Gene Ontology annotation, molecular function: protein kinase binding. The transcript is spliced from 10 exons.